Messenger RNA from Yamadazyma jaroonii, 624 nucleotides. The record is from the annotation of a GenBank genome assembly. NCBI's taxonomy places the organism in Eukaryota, Fungi, Ascomycota, Pichiomycetes, Serinales, Debaryomycetaceae.
AUGAUUAGAUUAUUGAUACCUUCAAGGACAUCAAUAUUCUACCAACCACAAAGUCUUAGAUCCACCAGACUUUUAACGUCAAUAACCAAAUUCGAUACAAAGAAGUUCGUUGACAGUUUACAGAAUAAUGGAGGAUUUACACAACAACAAGCAGAAACCGCUGUCAAUAUUGUAAAUAAAGCCAUAAAUGAUGGGAUUUAUUCAAUAACAAGAAAUUUGGUCACGAAAGAGAGUUUGUCAUCAACUGCAUAUGAACAAAAAGUUGAUUUUGCUAAAUUAAAAGGAGAAUUACAAACUAUGGAUAAGUCUGAAUUUAAUAAUUUAAAGAAAGAAACAGAAAACUUAAGAACUGAUUUAACCAAUUUGAAAAACAGAUUGAAAGAAGAGAUGACAAAGAAUCAAGCAGGUGUUAGGUUAGAUUUAAAUUUAGAAAAAGGUAGAAUAAGAGAAGAAAGUUCCAUUCAUGAACUGAAAAUUGAAGAUACUUAUACAAGAAUUGAUGAAGAAAUAUCUAAUAUUCAAAUGCAAAUAAAAUCUACAAAAACUCAAGUUAUGCAAUGGUUAAUUGGGGUCGGGUCUGGUACUUUUGCUCUUUUCUUAGCUUUUGUAAGAUUUUUCGGUUAA